Centruroides sculpturatus (bark scorpion) is the source of this 3419-nucleotide messenger RNA. RefSeq lists its product as uncharacterized. The coding region runs from base 100 to 525 and encodes 141 amino acids. NCBI's taxonomy places the organism in Eukaryota, Metazoa, Arthropoda, Arachnida, Scorpiones, Buthidae. The record is from RefSeq and is a predicted model, not a curated record. The transcript has 2 exons.
CUUAAACAAUUAACAAAUAACGGUUUUGUAAUUUUCUUCGAGUGCGGAGAUGGAAAAACGUCAUCGAGCACGCCUGCGUGCGAAUGAGCGCGCUUGCGCAUGUGCUCGAACACCAAAACAAAAACAGAAACAAAAAUGGAUAACGCGGGAAGUGAAAUGGUACAAACGGACGUAGAAGAUUUAGUUGUAGCUCUGCAACACAAUCUGAGACUUAAGUCUAGGAAAUGCCACUUGGUUUGUUCUAAACAAAAGAGAAUGUCUCCCUACAGGAUCCCUACCAAAACCAGCAGUAAACAAUCGUAUGGAAGUACAUCAUCGCCGGAUCCCGUACACGAGGUAUGUCGAACGAAAAUAAAGAAAACAGGAGGAACAACAGAUCCUUAUCAACUACUACAAGAGUUACUAAACGAAGGCUCGUUAGUGAAAGAAGCAGUUAGGAGAUUGCAACUAGGCCUUCAUUCAUCAGCCAGGACUAAAUGUUCCAAUUACUACGAUUGCGAAUUCGAUAGAAGUUGUAGUCAUUAAUGCACACUCAUUUUUCAUUAGUGUUUUGUGUAUUGUCUUUUAUCAGGUAUAAUUUUAUUCCAAGUCUCGUAGGAACUUAGAAGAAAUGCCUUUGUUCUCGAAGAUGGUACUGCAUUUUCGACGGUUGUUUAUCACCAUAUGCUAUUGUGGCAUAUUUAUUUAUGAUAUUUAGCAUCGUGUGUACCGAUUAAAAAACCGGUUGAGAGGACAAUGGCACAGAAUGUGUAAACAGAACAGCACUCCGUUAAUUGGACAUUGUUUUAAACGUUUAGAUCGCUUAUCUGCUGUUUAAAAAAAUAAAUAAUUGACAUUUAUGUACCUUAAUUUAAUGUGUUAAAUCAUAUUCGUUUUAAAUUUUAUACAAAACAAAAAAAAAUUUUAAGCUAAUCUUGAAAAUUUGAAUAUAGAGAAUUUAAAAAUUUUUUUAAAUGAAUGAAGUUAACGAGUUAAUUUUACAAAUAAUCAUUUGAUUGGAGACUCAGAUAUGGAUAGGAAUUUUAAUAUUCAGUAUUAAGGAAAAUUUUUUAUUGUUUUUUAAUUCAUUUUCUAUUAUUGUUUGUGGCAUUUUUGUUUUUUCAUGACUUCCUUCAUGCUUUGUGCAUAACUACCCUAUUUGGCUUUGUGAUUCCGCCAGUCUUUCGUUUGCUGUGUAUUUAUUUGCAUCUGGAAGGCUAGAGGUAAAUGUUAUCUUAACGGAUAGACGAAUACGGUCCCAAGGACGGUUAUGUUGACAGAAGGAGAAUUUUAUCAUUAUUAAAAUAUCUUGUUUUACUUAUGCAUAAUCGAAAAUGCUUAAUCAAAUGCUUUUUGAUUUUGUAUUAUUAUAAAAGUAUUUGUUUAGAAAGUUUAAGUGAAACAGCAUGUUUGAUUGUCAUGUUGAAAAUAGUUUAUGUGCAUGUUAAUAAAUUUAGUAAAAAUGUUUGAUAUGGACUUACAACACUGUUUCAGAAGUGAAAUCAUUGAUUAAUAUUAAUAAAAUAUAUCAUUUUAUUGAUUUAUAUAUGGUAGUAAUAAAAAAAAAUUUCAAAAAUUAGUUCUGUAGGUCAUAUUGUUUUAUUUGAAUUCUCUGUUUUCUGUUCUAUUUGUUUCCUAUUUCUUCUAAUCUCCAUAAUAUGCAUAAAAUUUGAUAAAUUUUCUUACUAUUAAAUAAAAUAAAUUUGUAAUCUUAUUUUAUAUCAUAAUUUAAACACUAAUUUUUAUGAAUUUAUUAUUUUUUCAUUCAGUAGUGAUUUCUUACAGUAAUUUUUAUAGAAUAAAAGAGCUUUACAUACCUGGUCAAGGAAUAAUUAACAUUUUUAUCCGAAUUAUGUGAUGCUAGAUAAAUAUUUAUUUAUCUUAUAUUUGUUGUAUGUGGUGUGCUUUUAAACCAUUGUCGUCAUUUUCUUCAAUCUGUUAAAAUUAUUAUUCGAGUCAGUUUUGUUUAUAUAAUUGUAAAAAAUGUUUUUAAGAGUAGUUAUAGUAAUAAUAAUAAUUUGUUUUUAUGUGAAUUUUUGACCUGUUGGAAAUUAGCCAAUUUGUAUAUUGACAUUCAUAUUAAAAGUAUAGUCAGAUUAGCAUUGCAGGUAACAUUUGCCAUAUUUUGUUGAUAAAGCAUCUUUAUAUAUGAAGUAUUCUGUAGAAGUAAAUCUUCAAUGGCUGUUGAAUAGUAUCUUUCUUUUGUGGAACAAUUCUUUUUGAUCCAGGUAAUGUACUUUGGGUACUGAAACUAUUUAUUGGUGCCACAAAUGAUGCCAUUCUGAAUAUCACUGCUACCAGGAACAGAAAAUGCUUGAUUUAAUUAUUGUAGAAUCUAUUAAUGGGAUUUAUAGGACCAACUAUAAAUAUUCAGUUUUAAAACUUGAUAGCAAUUUAAUGCUAUUUUAUUAUUGUUGUUGUUAUCAGCAUUAGUUUAUUUUCCAUUACUUUUUUGUAUUUUAUCAUUAUUUUCAUUGUACUGUCAAGAUUAAUGUUUAAUAGGAUUUGUUAUUAAUGGUAAACAAAGCAAUGUAAAUUGAGUUAAGUAGUAUUUUAAACUAUUUUACCAUAAAUUCAAGAAUUUUAGUGAACAUACAACAGAACUCAAUGGUUUGUAGUUAUCCAGUAUUUUCUUUAUUGCAUUAAGAUGUGGUAGAAAAAUUUUCAAUACUUGUUUAUAUUGAUGAUAUAAAUAUUACUGUUUAUGGUGACAGCUUGUUUUUUUCUUGUUUACUUACUACUAAAACAUAAACUAAAAUGCCAAUAUAUUCUCAAUAAAAAAAAAACUCACAAAAAAUAUUUAAAAGAUGUAGUUAUUUCUUCUCUAAAAAUUUCAUUAAUUGUAUAUUUUGUUUCAAAGAUAUUAAAAACAUAAAAUACUUUCUAAUUAAAAAAUUAAUGAUGAUUUAUAUUUGUGAUAUGAUGUUUAAGCAAGUAGUUGUGAUAAAUAAUAAUACGUUUAUCCUAUUUAGUGGGCUUAUAAACAGUCAACUAAGCCCAGAACUGUCUGCAUUUGUAUGAAUUGCUGUUAUGUUUAGCUGUUUGUUUAUAUUUAUUAAUUCUUUAAGAUCAUCUAAUUCUGUUAGUCAUUCAUAUGCAUUGUAUAUGCUUAUCUACAGUUCAAUUCUUUAUGUCAAAGAUGAUCUUGAAGAUUAAGCAAAGGAUAAUUUUCAGGAAUGCAAUGGAAAGAACAACAGAAAUAGAAAAUAAAUGAAAAGUUUUUAAAAUUAAGAUAUGUUGUCGUCGUUUUUUUUUAAAUAAAUUCUCACACACUUCGUGUAACAUGCCAAAGUUAAUUGUCUAAAGCACACUAAUAAAUAAUAUUACUUAAAGAUUGGCUUGUUUUCAAAGUAUAUAAUAGAUAUAUUGUAUCUGAGUAGAUAAGAAAUAAUGUAUACAAUCUUUAUAUAACUUCGGAAUAAUCAAAACAUCUGCAAUUU